GAAGGAAGAAUGGAGUUCCCAGAUCAUAGCCGCCAGUUACUGCAGUGCCUGAGUCAGCAACGUCACCAGGGCUUCCUGUGUGACUGUACUGUCUUAGUUGGAGACGCUCAAUUCCGAGCUCACCGAGCCGUUCUCGCCUCUUGCAGCAUGUACUUCCAUCUUUUCUACAGAGACCAGCUAGACAAAAGGGACAUUGUGCAUCUGAACAGUGACAUUGUCACGGCCCCAGCCUUCAGCUCGCUGCUGGAAUUCAUGUACGAAGGCAAGCUGGAGUUUGACAGCCUUCCGGUCGAAGACGUCCUGGCUGCAGCCAGCUACCUUCACAUGUACGACAUUGUGAAAGUCUGCAAGGGCAAGUUGAAAGAUAAAGAAUCGUGCGGGGAGGAGAAGACGAACGGCAGCGGCGUUGGGGCCCCUCUGGAGAAGGACGUGCGGGGGGUCCUGGAGAACGGAGCACCCUUGGGAGAUCGGCCGAAAUUUGUCACUGCAGAAUACGAAAGAUCCUCCGCUGGGACAGAGAAGGGCAGCGGUUACCCUGGCUGGUCGGCUGAGCUUGUCAAUAUCAGUUCUGCGUUAGCAGAGGCCGAACUGGACACCGUGGCAGCUGAAAAAGCAAGCACAGAUGUCGGGGGUUCAGAGGGACAUUCGUCCCAAAGGUCUGUGAGCUGCCCCUUGGUUUCCGGUGAUGCUGAAUGUGCUUUAGAUCUGUCUUUCAAGCCGGUGGCUGGAAGAGAUUCUUUCCACACCACCACCUCCUCCUCCUCCUCGUACGUCUUUGGACAGCUGGCUUCCGAGGGGCAACAGCAGGGUAGCAAGCCCCUUAUUAAAGAUGAGCCGGAGUCCCUCUCUGACGAGGAGGCGAGAAGCCCGGAGAGUCAGCACUUUGAGCGCUCUGCCAAGAGCUUGGUGACGGGCUUAGGGAACAUUUUUGUGGGGAACGGCGAUUCGCAUGUGCCGGAAGAGGAAAUGGAUCAAGAGCGGGAGGUGAGUGAGGACGACCUGGAUUCUUCGGACAUUUCUUCUUCGGGGGUGUUGGUGCCCCCCGGGCACAUCUGCGUCUGCCCGCUCUGCAGCAAAGUCUUCCCUAGCUCCCAUGUUCUGCAGCUGCAUCUCAGCUCGCACUUCCGCGAUAAGGACGGCGCCCGGACCAGGCUGUCCCCCGACGGCUCGGUCCCGACUUGCACCCUUUGUGGCAAGACUUUUUCCUGCAUGUACACCUUAAAAAGACACGAGCGGACUCACUCGGGCGAGAAGCCGUAUACCUGUGGCCAGUGUGGGAAGAGCUUCCAGUAUUCCCACAACCUCAGCCGCCACGCCGUGGUCCACACACGGGAGAAGCCCCACGGCUGCAAGUGGUGCGAGAGACGCUUCACCCAGUCGGGUGAUUUGUACAGACACAUCCGCAAGUUUCACUGUGGCCUUGUGAAGUCGCUGGUGGUGUGAGAGGCUAGUUCUUGGGUUGCAGAAGGAAAAAGAGAGAGAGAGAGAGGCUGUUAACUUUUCUACGCUGUGUUGAUUCACGUGGGGCAAACCAUGUUG
This is a messenger RNA of Pogona vitticeps (central bearded dragon), 1539 nucleotides long. Lineage: Eukaryota; Metazoa; Chordata; Lepidosauria; Squamata; Agamidae. The record is from RefSeq and is a predicted model, not a curated record.